Molecule: messenger RNA, 880 nt
Organism: Camelina sativa (false flax)
Lineage: Eukaryota; Viridiplantae; Streptophyta; Magnoliopsida; Brassicales; Brassicaceae
Source: RefSeq, a predicted model, not a curated record
UAUGCAUAGAAUCUCAUAUCUUAUAACUAUACAAUCAUACAAAUAUUUUGUUGGAGUUUUUGUUUUUAGUAAGCCUCAAAUGAAUAAGCCCUUCCUUAUUUCCCUGCUUGCUCUGUUUAUGGUAGCUUCUUAUGGAGCUCCAGGAAGUACAAUGUACAGGGAACUUGACAUUAUUGGGAAGCUUGAGAACCUCGAUGUCCCUGAGGAUGAGAUUGACGAUGAUGUGACCUUCUUUGAUUUCUCGUCGUUUACAAGCCAAUAUUCUGGUAAGAAUCUGGUGAAUGUUGAUAGCUUUGGUGCUGCUGGAGAUGGAGUUUCUGAUGAUACUCAGGCACUUAUAAGCGCUUGGACCAUCGCCUGCUCUGCACCAAACUCUGUGUUAUUGGUUCCACAAGGACGUCGCUAUUUAGUAAAUGCGACGAAAUUUGAUGGUCCAUGUCAAGAAAAAUUGAUCAUUCAGAUUGAUGGAACAAUUGUGGCACCAGAUGAGCCUAGCCAAUGGGACCCUAAAUUCCAAAGGGUUUGGCUCCAAUUUUCGAAACUCCAAGGAACUGUAUUCCAAGGGAAUGGAGUUAUAGAUGGUUCUGGUACCAAAUGGUGGGCUGCUUCUUGCAAAAAGAACAAGUCUAACCCUUGCGUAGGCGCACCAACGGCGCUAACUAUAUAUUCAAGUUCAAAUGUGUAUGUGAGAGGCAUAACAAUCCGGAACAGCCAACAAAUGCAUUUGAUCAUAGCUCGAUCAAACACAGUUCGAAUCUCUAGAGUUAUGGUCACAUCUCCAGGAGAUAGUCCCAACACCGAUGGAAUUCAUAUAACAGNUGGAACAACUACUAACUAUUUCAAUGGGGACAAACAUGUUGACCAGGAAAAAUCUGCGUAG